Messenger RNA from Cylindrotheca closterium, 1056 nucleotides. The record is from the annotation of a GenBank genome assembly. NCBI's taxonomy places the organism in Eukaryota, Bacillariophyta, Bacillariophyceae, Bacillariales, Bacillariaceae.
AUGGAAAGCGAUUCCAAUCCGGUGGGCUCAAGCGCAUCUAUUUCACUUCAACCAACCCUUCGGCAUCGCCAAGAAGUCAGUCCAAGUGUUGGAAAGGGAACCGCUUCUCAAUCCAAGUUGUCAAACUCAACAAUUGAAACAGUAGAAGCGAUGAGAUUACCAAACGAAAUCGAAACAAUUGACGAAACCUUGCCAUACAAUAUUCACAAAUGCCCCCCUGAAAUACCGGACGGUUAUCCGAGGCAGUGGAGUAUCAUUGAUGUCCUGUCGCACUGGAACCCUGAUGACAUGAACAUACCGAACAAAAUUUACCAAGGAUUCUGCGAAAUUGAUUGGUCCAAUGCUGAGGAACGGGAAAUUGCCGAAAAAUAUCGUGAAGCAGAAAUGCCCUUUGUGGUGCGAAACCAUCCGACCACCUGGGAGACGGCAGAGCGCUGGGGCAAAUGGAAGGGAUUUGUUCCACCCACGGACAAUGUGAAAUUAACCUUUGACCAAUGGUAUGACAAGUCACUCGAGGUGGAAACAUUGGAAGAUCCAAUUCAUACGGAGCACUAUUACUUCCGAUUGAACGCAGACUAUAGGAAAGAAGAAAAAAACGAUUGGGUCUUUGAGGACCUGCCGUUCUUUUACCCAAAGAAAAAUUUCUUCUUUGUCGAACCGGAUGACUAUCGGGGUAUAAAUUGUCGACUUGGAGCAAAGGGGAUUAUUGCUCAUGCUCACUAUGACUUCUCUCGCAAUUUUAUCCUUUUGUUAAAGGGGCAAAAACGAUACAUCUUGGCUCACCCAAAUCAGUGUACCAACUUGGAACUAUAUCCCCCGGGACAUCCAUCGGCGAGACAUAGUUCGGUCAAUUGGUCUAAUCAAACUGAAUGGCAGCAAGGAAACUUUCCUAGGGCGCAUGUGAAUGAGGUGAUAAUGCAGGCAGGCGAUAUUAUGUACCUUCCAACGGCAUGGUUCCAUUUCAUCGUUUCACUCAAUAUGAAUUAUCAGUGCAACUCAAGGAGUGGAAUAACCAAUGAAAACUAUGGAACAAUCGAAGACUGUGGGUUUAUGUAA